UACCGCCGUAAGCCCCACAACCCACCUUUCUGGUACUCGUUCGAGUACGGGCCCGUACAUUUCACAAUGCUGUCUUCGGAGCACAAUCUGGAACGGGGCAGCGCCCAGCGGAGGUGGCUGGAGGACGAUUUGGCGGCCGUGGACAGGUGCCGUACACCCUGGGUCAUUGUCGGUCUGCACCGGCCCAUGUACGUUGUGUACCCUCACAAGUUCAACCGGGUGGUGGGUGAGCACAUCCGCUCCUCCCUGGAGUCCCUGCUGGUGGAGCAGCUGGUGGAUGUGGUGCUGUCGGGUCACGUGCACACCUAC
Molecule: messenger RNA, 309 nt
Organism: Volvox carteri f. nagariensis
Lineage: Eukaryota; Viridiplantae; Chlorophyta; Chlorophyceae; Chlamydomonadales; Volvocaceae
Exons: 2
Molecular function (GO): hydrolase activity
Source: RefSeq, a predicted model, not a curated record